AUGCAGCAACUUAAAGCUGCUAGGGCCAAUAAGCAUGCAAAGCAUGCAAAUUAUAAAAAUCUGGAUAACUAUAUUUGGUCGGAUAAUAAUAUUGAUGAAAGGUCUUCCGAUUAUUUUGCUGUUUUAUUGACAGCAGGUAAAAAUAUAAAUGUUUGGAAACCUUCGGGUAGAACAAUAUAUGUUGAAGGUUCUAAAAGAACUCAAAGACGCAAAAAAGCAGAACUAAAGAAGGCUGCACAAAAUACUCGACCUAUCACUGCAUACUUACCCCCUGCCUUAACAUCUUCUAAUGUUGCCUCGGCUUCGACUUCUACUUUUGGAUUGUCAACAGAAUUAUGUGUGCCAACUGAAGUAGAAUCAAUAGGAAGUGAAUCAAUGGAGGUGGAAUCAAUUGAGGUAGAAUUGGUGGAAUCAAUGGAGCUGGAAUUGGUGAAAUCAAUGAAGACAGAAUUGGUAAAAUUAAUGGAGACGGAAUUAGUGGAAUCAUUGGAGGCGGAAUUGGUGGAACCAACAGCAGAUGCAUCAGCUGAAAUUGAUGAGAAAACAACAAUGAGGUUAGCAAUUGAGGAGCUAGAUGGAUUAUUAAAAAAAAAUGACAAUCAAAUAGAUAAAGAUAUAAGGGAAUUGAAUCCUGUUCUUCUUGAAUAUGAUGAUCAAGAUCUUACUAAACUAGUAAAAAAGAGCAUUCUCCCUGAAAAAAAGAAACAUUGUGUAAUAACAUAUAACAAGACAACAUUAGCCGCAAAUGAUGAUGAGAAAACAGGAUGGGGCCCCAAAGGUGAACAUAAAUUACAUCAAAAAGGACAGGGCAGGUGCAUUCACAUUAGUGAAUUUUUGUGUGAACCACUGGGCCAAGUUCAUUUAACUGAAGAACAGCAUGCAGCUUAUCCCGAAAUUUCAAAAUAUUACAUUAUGAAGUUAUUAGAAAUUGGAGUGAAUUAUGAAGGUUAUUGGAAUGUUCAAUUGCUAGCUAAGCAACUUGAACAGGCAAUUGACAUUUUGGAAAUUGCACUUCCAGAUACGAUAUUGGUUUUUGGGUUUGAUAACAGUUCCAGCCAUGGAGCCUUCGCUGAAGAUGCAUUAAUAGUAAACAGAAUGAAUGUUGGUUAUGGUGGUAAACAACCCAAAAUAUGCCCUGGUCGAUUUUCUGAUAGCAUGUUUCAAGAAAUAGUUUUUUCAUUAAAUCAUCCAGACGAAAAAAAAGGGGUCAACCAAAAGGAAUUAAGGAGGUAA
Cetraspora pellucida is the source of this 1233-nucleotide messenger RNA. NCBI's taxonomy places the organism in Eukaryota, Fungi, Glomeromycota, Glomeromycetes, Diversisporales, Gigasporaceae. The record is from the annotation of a GenBank genome assembly.